Hyaloscypha bicolor E is the source of this 828-nucleotide messenger RNA. RefSeq lists its product as uncharacterized. Bases 124 to 597 code for a protein of 157 amino acids. The transcript has a single exon. NCBI's taxonomy places the organism in Eukaryota, Fungi, Ascomycota, Leotiomycetes, Helotiales, Hyaloscyphaceae. The record is from RefSeq and is a predicted model, not a curated record.
AGCUUCCCUUGUGCCAUUUCUGUGUGGCUUAUCAUCUUAUGCCACUAUUACAUGAACCCCCUGCUGCCGGCUCAUGCGCUGUGAAUCGAUGAUCGUCAGUGGACCAGGUAUCUCGUCGUUAAAAUGGACAUCAUUUUGUUUGGAAAACCCCUCCCUCUCUCGAACCUUCAACCUGGAUUCUUGGAUGGCUCAAGUCACUUAAUCUUGAUAGAAGACCGAUCCUGUCCACCAAACACGGAGAUUCCCAGCGCGCGUUCUGGCCAGAGAACUCGGGCAGCGUCCAACUCCACCAGAGACUGUGUGAACCUCCCGGGACCCGGGCUUGCGUCUACGAUCCAGGAUGGGCGUGGGGCUCGUUGCCGCACAGUUGGCAGUUUGGCAGGGAGGAUUUACUGUAUUAAUAUCCGAGGCGUUUCGUUGAGAUCGUGUGGACUGUGGCGUAAGUUAGUCCUUUCUCGUCCUUCGCGAUGUCGAUUCGGGGCUGCAGCUGGGAGCUAUUUCGCCAAAGGAGAUUUGCGGGCCUUCCAAGUUCCCAAAACGUCCCCCACGACCCGUCCGCGCCCGGGCCGAGUCGCCUGGGUUCCCGGCCGCGACUGACUCUUGACAUCCCGAGAAGCGGGUCUGAACGACUACUGAGGUGGACGAGGUCUCCCGUUUCUGGUCUCCCGUGCUUUCGUUGAGGUUAGUGCCUCGUUGAGCCUAGUGAGGAACUGAUGUUGAAUCGGCUGCGCGCCGCGCGCAAUGAGGCACACUUCUACUUUUGUCUCCAUGCAGGAAAUGUCCCGAGUACUUCUUCCGUUGUACUGUAGUGUCACGGUGUCACGGUGU